This is a messenger RNA of Nicotiana tabacum (common tobacco), 1511 nucleotides long. Lineage: Eukaryota; Viridiplantae; Streptophyta; Magnoliopsida; Solanales; Solanaceae. The record is from RefSeq and is a predicted model, not a curated record.
CCCAAUGAGACAUUUUGCUUCCAGUCAACUGAUUUGCUCAAAUCAUUUUUUCUUCUUUCCUCUUAAAAUAUAGAGCCGUAAUGCAUCAUUCUUGUAUGUGUCUGCUCUUAACUUCACCUCAAUACAUUCCUAACUGGAGUUCCUUAAAUUCGCUGUGCUCUUCAUCGUUUAACCAAGUUUUGUAUAACAAACAUGGUACCAUUUUGUUUUCAAUUCAGGGAACUGCAGGAGUUGCCCUUGCUGGCCUUUUGGGAGCUGUAAGAGCACAGGGAAGGCCAAUGAUUGAUUUCUCAAAGAUGAAGAUUGUGGUGGCAGGUGCUGGAAGUGCAGGAAUAGGGGUUCUUAAUGCUGCUAGGAAGACAAUGGCGAGAAUGUUAGGGAAUACUGAAAUUGCUUUUGAAAGUGCAAGGAGCCAGUUCUGGGUUGUAGAUGCCAAGGGUUUAAUUACUGAGGCACGUGAUAAUAUUGAUCCUGAUGCUCGCCCAUUUGCUAGAAAGAUCAAAGAGACUGAACGCCAACGACUGAGAGAAGGUGCAACUCUUGCGGAAGUGGUACACCAAGUGAAGCCGGAUGUACUUCUUGGUUUGUCUGCUGUUGGAGGCUUGUUUUCAAAAGAGGUAUUGGAAGCCCUUAGACAUUCAACUUCAACUCGGCCUGCAAUUUUUCCAAUGUCAAACCCAACAAGAAAUGCUGAAUGCACCCCUGAGGAAGCAUUUUCUAUUGUUGGUGACAACAUUAUUUUUGCAAGUGGAAGUCCAUUCAAGGAUGUGGAUCUUGGAAAUGGUCAUGUUGGACACUGCAACCAAGCAAACAACAUGUUCCUUUUUCCUGGAAUAGGACUUGGUACUCUCCUGUCGGGAUCUAGAAUUGUUUCAGAUGGCAUGUUGCAGGCUGCAGCUGAGUGCUUGGCUGCAUAUAUGACAGAGGAGGACGUCCUCAAGGGGGUUAUAUACCCUUCGAUAUCCAGGAUACGUGAUAUAACAAAGGAGGUAGCUGCAGCUGUGGUAAAGGAAGCUAUAGAAGAGGAUCUAGCAGAAGGAUACCGUGAAAUGGACAGUCGAGAGUUACGGAAACUUGAUGAGGCACAAAUAUCUGAGUUCGUGGAGAAAAAUAUGUGGAGUCCGGAUUAUCCAACAUUGGUUUACAAGAAAGAUUGAUCAUCCUCGCUGCUAGCACCUUUUCAUCUCUCUCGCAGCAUAAGCACGGGGUGCGAUGGAUCUGACAGAAUCAUGGACAUUUUUGCACACGAUGGCUCUUCAACAUUUGACAGGCUGAGGACUUCUUGAAUAUUGGGUAGUCCAUACGUUGGUUGUCUGUAAAAGUGAAUAAAUGCCCUUCUCUUCCUUGCAUGAUUUUGAGCAUCUUGUUGUACAAAUGUACUAUAAAUAGCCCUCUUAUGUAGGUGGUGUGUACAAGUGGUUGAAGUUGUGAUAGUUCUGUAUACUCUUUCUGCAUUGUAUAAUAAAGGAUAACCAGCAUUCAGAGUUUUAAGUGUUUAUUUUUUACUCUCA